AAACUAGCAAAUGACUGAUCGCCAUUUGAGGUGCGCAGAGAGAGAGGUGCUGCUCAGACAAGCUCCACUGCAUGUCGGUCAGAGCUCUGCGUGACCUUGUGUCAAAUCAAACAGCUCCACUGCUGAAGCCGAGGACAUGCAAUGGAGGCCCUUUCACCAGAAUGGUCAGCAAGGAGACGAGUAUUCCCUACAAAGAAUGAAAGCCAGCGGUCUCCUCCAUCGCCACCAGGGGCUUUCCACACCGCGCCGUUCCGGGAGCGGCUUGGCUGUCCCCUCUCCUUGUGCUUCUCGGAACGGAGACUCCAGACGCGCAGCGCUGUGGCCGACAGGGCGCACGGGGCGUCUGUCCCUCAGAUCUUUAUCACAUCGUGGAUCGUAUACCUUUCCAUUCCGAGAGAAGCGGCAAGUUUAAUGCCCAUCACCGCAACGCUCUGCAACUUGUAACGGCAAAGGCACUUGUUUCCUACACAAGACAAGAAAGAAGUCAGAGAGAAGCCACAGCCCUCGACAGACACUAAUGCUGGAUGGCAUAGUAAAGACAACCUGAACGACCUGGGAGCCAUCAUUCGCACAGAGUGUCAGCAAGGUCACUGGGCUAAGGGACGAUUUGUCCUUUUCCUGCCUUUAAUCGCUGAUGGAGUUGACGUGAUGGCCAAAUAAUAUACUGCAGCACCUUUGAAGAAUGAGCUUUCCAAACCACUGGAUUGUUCGGGAGGGAAAAGCCAUUGAAGAUCAAGCAAAAUCACCAACAGUAAAAUUAGGUGGCCUUUUCUCAGUUCAACAAUUCUGCUUCAGGAGGCAAAACCACUCGAGGAACUGAAUUACAGAAGUGUUUUCUUUGCAAAAAAGUUCCAUAGAAUAACUUUUUCCAUAUAAUAACUACCUGAACCACACCAGUGAUAUGGCAAGAAGAGUAACUAGAAACACAUGAUAGAAACAGCAAUGUCAAGAGGUGACGGAAACAUUCCUCUUCAGAGGCUUGUACCUCAAUGCCACUGUAUCCCUGUUCCUCCUUAUUCCCCUUCUGAUCUCUGAGUCAGUUAAGUGAAAUCUCUUUUUUUUUUCCUUUAAAAAUUCAGCUUGAAAGACAUUUUCCAGAGUUUGUUUGUUUCACUACUAGGUCAUACUUCGAAAAAAUAUCAGACACUAUCAGAUGGAUCAGAAUGACUGAACAUGUUACAGUACAAAUGUAUGCUCUGCAGGUGGUAGGAAUCCAAUAUGCUCCAUGACCUGGCAUGUAUUCAGCAGAUAACUUCAAACUGAUUUAUGAUCCCAUGGAUUAACUUUUCAAGUUCUUUCACAAAGACCUUUACGUUUGACCUGAGGGACUUUUAUUUGGAGUAAAACAGAAAGAUUCUUCCUGUCUCCAUGUGUCUUUUAGAUUAUAUGUAAAAGGUUGGAUACCCUUAUUUUUUAUUUUCUUCAGUUUUUUUAUUUAUCAGAAUGGCUCCUGCUUGGACAGCAGGAGCUUGGACAUUGUUGGCAGCUUUGGGCCUUCUUAGCUGCUGUAGUUUUUACUGGUGUGAGGCCUCACGGACUAGUGGGUCGAUCUUAGGAGGGAAUAGACAGGAGCAAGGACCCUCAUCACGUGAACGAGUUAAGAGAGGAUGGGUGUGGAACCAAUUCUUUGUGGUGGAGGAAUACACAGGCACAGAGCCAUUGUACGUCGGAAAGAUCCAUACAGACUCAGACGAGGGUGAGGGCAACAUCAAGUACACUAUCUCUGGUGAAGGGGCGGGUUCCAUCUUCCUCAUUGAUGAACUAACUGGAGACAUCCACGCCACAGAGAAACUAGACCGUGAAGAGAAGGCUUUUUACACACUUAGGGCUCAGGCCCGGGACCGGCUCUCCAAUGAUCCUCUGGAACCAGAGUCUGAGUUUGUCAUCAAGGUCCAGGACAUCAAUGACAGUGAGCCCAAGUUCUUGGAGGGUCCAUAUAUUGGCAGCGUAGCGGAGCUGUCGCCCAUAGGAACAUCCAUUAUGAAGGUUACUGCAUCAGAUGCUGAUGACCCCACAUACGGCAGCAGUGCCCGAGUGGUGUACAGCGUACUGGAUGGAGAAAGGUUUUUCACUGUUGAUAGACACACAGGGAUUAUCAUGACAGCAGUAGCAGAUUUGGACCGAGAGACACAGGAUAGGUACGAGUUGGUCGUCAAGGCAACAGACAUGGCAGGACAAAUGGGCGGUCUUUCUGGCUCGACCACAGUGACCAUAGUGAUCACAGACGUUAAUGACAACCCACCACGCUUCCCACAGAAGAUGUAUCAGUUUUCUGUGUCAGAGGGGGCAGCGGUGGGGACACCAGUUGGACGCGUCAUUGCCACGGACGCAGACAUGGGAGAGAACACAGACAUGAGCUAUCUGAUUAAAGAAGGAGGGGAGCUCUUCAAGGUCACUACUGAUGUGGAGACACAAGAAGCUGUUGUUUCCAUCAAGAAGCCACUGGACUUCGAGAGCAAACGGACACACAAUGUGGUAGUGGAGGCAGUAAAUAAGCACGUUGACCCACGUUUCGUAGACCUGGGCUCCUUCCGAGACCAGACCAUUGUUCGUGUCAGCGUGUCGGACGUGGAUGAGCCACCCAUCUUUGAACCGGCAGAGGGUGCUAUCAUGGAAGUGCAGGAAGAUGCCAAAGUAGGAGCCCUGGUUGGCAUUGUCUCUGCUAGGGAUCCAGAUGUGAAGAAUAAACCUGUCAGGUUCUCCAUCGAUCGGACAACAGACCAGGAGAUGAUUUUCCAUAUUGAUCCUGAUUCGGGAGCCAUCACACUGGGCAAGAUUUUGGACCGAGAGACCGCUGGCUGGCACAAUAUCACCGUGAAAGCUGUAGAAGCAGAUAACCAUACCAUGGUGUCACACUCAGAAGUGAGUAUUCGAAUUCUGGAUGUAAAUGACAAUCCUCCUGAACUGGCCACACCAUACGAAGCCUCUAUAUGUGAAGAUGCCAAACCAGGCCAGCUGAUUCACACCAUCAGUGUGGUGGAUAGAGACGAGCCACAAUCUGGACAUCACUUCUACUUCACCCUGGCCCCUGAAGCCUCCAGUAAUCGACACUUCACCCUGUGGGAUGUCAAAGACAACACAGCCGGUAUCCGGACCCAGCGGACAGGCUUUAAUCGCCAUGAGCAGAAUGUGUACUUCCUGCCUAUCCUAGUGGUUGACAGCGGGCCUCCCUCCCUCAGCUCCACAGGCACCCUAACCAUUCACGUCUGUGGCUGUGACACAGAGGGAGCAAUCCAGUCCUGCAGUGCCACAGCCUAUGUAAUGAGUGCUGCUCUCAGCCCCGGGGCACUUAUAGCACUGCUCGUCUGCAUGCUCAUCCUCAUAGUCCUUGUCUUGCUGAUCCUGACCCUGAAACGCCACAGGAAGGGCCAGAGGGUGGCAGAGGAUGAAGAGGACAUGAGGGAUAACGUCAUCAAGUACAAUGAUGAAGGUGGAGGGGAGCAGGACACACAGGCAUACGACAUGAGCGCCCUGAGAAACCUCUAUGACUUCCCAGAGGCCAAGAGCUGUGACUCUGGCCCGGACAUCCGCUCACUGCCACAGUGGAUACAGGCAAACCGAGUAGAUGGGGGUGCGGAGGGUGCAGAGGGUGCUGCGACAGCAACAUCAGACUUCUCCCUAUUCAAAGGCUACAUCCAAAAGAAGGUAGAGCAAGCUGAUGCUGACCUGUCGGUGCCGCCGUAUGACUCCUUCCAGACAUAUGCCUUUGAGGGCACCAGUUCGCCGGCACUUUCACUCAGCUCCAUCCAUACACUGUCCACCACCUCGGAGCAGGAUUUCUCCUAUUUAUGCGAUUGGGGGCCACGUUUCAGGCAACUGGCGGGCUACUAUGCUCCAGGAAACCCUGAGGAGGACGGGUCCUAGCACAGCUUCUUCUCUGCAGAGAGACACUCCCUCUUCUUCAUUCUUCUUCUUCUCUGCCUCCUCUUCUCAGCUUCUCAGCACACUCCUGGGAUCAUCAGAGCCAGCCCUGUGUACUCCGACUGAGCACCACCUCUUUAUCUUUUUGAAACAAAAUUCCCAGUGUCAGGCUUUGAACUCAAGUUUUUUACACUCUUCUCUUUAGUUUUUAUGAUUUUUCAAAUUUCAAGAUGAAAACUCCGGCUUGAAAAACAGGAAAGAAAGAAAUGUAUCCAGUCACCAAAAUUACCAUCUAGAAAUAUGUAAAGGGACUUUUUUUCUCCCCCAAACGAGAAUCUUUAUUUUAAACUAUGAGACUGUUUUCGGAGUAUUCAGCAUUACAUGGGUAGGAUUAAACCAUGACAUGACAAACUGACAAACAUAUUUAUUAAGAUGGAAAUAUUUAUGUAUUUAUUUGUUUUUAUGUACUGUAUUUAUUUAUUUAUUUACACCAUGAUCACUAUGGCAACUGCAACUAUGAAUCCUGUUGACAUGCUAAAAAAAAAAGUGAGGGGAGGAGGACAUUAUUAAAGGAAUGAGAGACAACAAUGGAGAAGGAAACACAGACUGCAGUGGCAGAGGACUAUACACAGUACUGGCACAGAGGUGACAUCUGGGCCAUAUAAAAAUUACAUUCUGGAAAAUAUUUGUAUUUAUUUUCUAUGACCACUUUUGUAAAAUAAUCAGACACAUAGAAAGUAAAAAAAAAG
Molecule: messenger RNA, 4610 nt
Organism: Monopterus albus (swamp eel)
Lineage: Eukaryota; Metazoa; Chordata; Actinopteri; Synbranchiformes; Synbranchidae
Gene: cdh22
Product: cadherin 22
Exons: 15
Coding region: 1444-3864 (806 amino acids)
Biological process (GO): calcium-dependent cell-cell adhesion; cell migration; multicellular organism development
Cellular component (GO): catenin complex; plasma membrane; adherens junction
Molecular function (GO): cadherin binding; beta-catenin binding; calcium ion binding
Source: RefSeq, a predicted model, not a curated record